Molecule: messenger RNA, 1176 nt
Organism: Recurvomyces mirabilis
Lineage: Eukaryota; Fungi; Ascomycota; Dothideomycetes; Mycosphaerellales; Teratosphaeriaceae
Gene: KIN28
Product: TFIIH complex serine/threonine-protein kinase subunit kin28
Exons: 1
Coding region: 1-1176 (391 amino acids)
Biological process (GO): protein phosphorylation; positive regulation of transcription by RNA polymerase II
Cellular component (GO): transcription factor TFIIK complex; cytoplasm; nucleus
Molecular function (GO): ATP binding; RNA polymerase II CTD heptapeptide repeat kinase activity; cyclin-dependent protein serine/threonine kinase activity
Source: RefSeq, a predicted model, not a curated record
AUGGCCACCUCCCCAGCUCUAGACGUCCCUGCAGAACCACCACUCAAACGACGAAAGGUGUCGCCCGAACCUCCGGACAUCACGACCCAAGUCGCAGAUCUAGCCGAACAGCUCGACGCACAAGAACGAAAGAAGUACGUCAAAGGAGCCAAACUAGGCUCAGGUCAAUACGCCGACGUCUUCUCCGCCCACCUCGUCUCGGACCCAACCAAACUCGUCGCCAUCAAAAAGAUCAAAGUCGGGCCCGAAGUGAAAGAAUUUGGCAUCUCCUACGACUCCUUGCGAGAAAUCAAGUUUUUACAGGAACUAGAUCAUCCGAACAUCAUAAAACUUCAUGCCGUCUUCAGUACGAAGAACCAAAAUCUCAACCUCGUGCUCGAACAUCUACCCCAAGGAGAUCUAUUAAAGUUGAUCCAAGAUGUGGGCGGAGUCCAAUACACCUCCGCCGAUAUCAAAUCCUGGAUGCUGAUGCUCCUCCGCGCCACCCAUUUCUGCCACAAGAACAACAUCCUUCACCGCGACAUCAAACCCAACAAUCUACUCAUCGCCGCUGACGGGAGCAUAAAACUCGCAGAUUUUGGUCUUGCUCGGUCUAUGGCUGAUCCCUUCCAACCGAUGACGUAUAACACCAUCACUAUCUGGUAUCGACCACCGGAACUCUUCUUCCAGGCGCAGCAUUACGGUGGUCAGGUGGACGUCUGGAGUUGCGGGUGUGUGUUUGCGGAACUCGUGGCGAGAGAGGUUAUGUUUCGGGCAUGGCCAGAGACGGAGAUCAACAUGGUGAAGAUGAUAUGUGAGAAGGUUGGGACGCCGACGGAGGAGAAUUGGCCUGGUGUCAGCAAAUUACGAGGCUAUGUGACGCCUACGGAGUUCGUACCGUUACGCCCUCGAGAUCAGUGGCUUGCGAGUUUUCGGACUAUAGGGGAGCAAGGGGUGGAUUUGCUGGUGAAGAUGUUGACGUUGGAUCCGAGGCAGAGGUUGAGUGCGGAGGGGGUCUUGAGGCACGAGUUUUGGACGUCUGAACCAAGGCCUAGUAGGCUGAAGGACUUGCCACGGAGGGGUGGUGGCGUCGAGACGAUGGGGGAGGAUUUGACGCAGAGGGGUGCAGAGCUACCGAGGCAGAAUGGAAGGGCCGACAAAGUGGCGAGGAAGAUCGAUUUCGGAGCCAUGAAGUGA